Folsomia candida is the source of this 1439-nucleotide messenger RNA. RefSeq names its product frataxin homolog, mitochondrial (gene fh). The record is from RefSeq and is a predicted model, not a curated record. The transcript is spliced from 4 exons. Gene Ontology annotation, molecular function: ferrous iron binding; ferric iron binding; 2 iron, 2 sulfur cluster binding. Bases 425 to 895 code for a protein of 156 amino acids. Gene Ontology annotation, cellular component: mitochondrion. NCBI's taxonomy places the organism in Eukaryota, Metazoa, Arthropoda, Collembola, Entomobryomorpha, Isotomidae. Gene Ontology annotation, biological process: intracellular iron ion homeostasis; iron incorporation into metallo-sulfur cluster.
AAAGAGUACAUUUGGAUGUCCCAUAUGAGUGAACCAUACAAAUGUACUCUAUUAAUUACAAAUAUAUAGUUUUUAGUCUUUUUAGUCUCACGAGAUGAGAGUCUCAUCUCAUGAGACUACUCUUACGAUUCAUAGUCUCACAAUCAGUCACGGAGCAAACUCAUGAUGAGUGACAUGAGACGUGCUUUUUAUGCCGCUGACUUUGAGCAAGUUCAUUUUAUUUUUUACCUUCUGGUUUUAAAAAAUGUUCACACCGAAGAUCAUUAAAAUGAAGUGAAAUUAGCCAACCAUUGGUCGGUAAUAAUAAAUACAGCUUCUUUUGUAAAUGAGCACAAUUACUUCUACAAACUAUAUUUGAUUUGUGAAAACUUUGGUUUUGGAUUUGCUGAUCACCUGCCAACUUCUCUACUUCCUCUUGGUGAUAAUGCACCCGUUUCCUGUUCGACAAGUUAUUCUGGAGUUCCGGCCAUUUUUUCUCAUCACGACACGUCUUUUCACACGGUGUCAACACACAACGCCGUUCGGUUCCCCACUCGCCCAAUCUUCUGGCCCUUGUACUUUCUAUCGUAGAAAAGGCCUGAUUUUCUUGAAUGGAGAAAAAUUGUGUGAUUAUUCUACAAAAGCUAAAUGCUCAUCAUCAAGCCUCAACACGUGUCUUGGUGAUGCCCGAUUACUAUGUAUCGAUCAAACACGAUUUUUAUAUAAAGGCUUUAAUCUACUCCAUUUUGGAAGUCAAGCCUCCACACCUUUGAUUCCUGAAGAGCUAGAUCAAAACGUGUAUGAGGACAUUGCGGAUGAGACUCUGGAAGCGUUGUACACCUACUUUGAUGAAAUCUUGGAAAGUUCUCCCGUCAUAAAUAAUGGUGAUGUGUCUUUUAGCGUGCCGAGGAUAUAAGAGACAGCAUUGAAACAGCUGAAAGUUAUGUCGUCGAAAUAUCGGUCAGCCUGGAGUUCUGAAAAAAAUGAGGCGAAAGCUGUGGAGUUUUGUGAAGACUUCAAGCAAUACACUGUAAACACGCGCUAGUUAUGUGUUCCCAAGUAUAGAAAAUAAACAAUUAAUCUAUUUAUGUAAAUAAUGUAUAGUUAACAAAUUUAAUUCAAGUUGAUUAUAGAAAUUAGUACUACAUUGGGAUGACAAUACUACUCGUCAGAAGCAAAAAUCGCUUCGAGAAAUUUUAUGCCGAAGUCCGUGGAGUGUAAGUUCAAUAUAUGUCGUCAUCUGUAUCCUAGUAGGUUUUAUAUUGCGGGAAAAAGAUUGAUCACGACAACACUGAAAUGGCGUAAAUUCGAACGCAGUAGAAGCCGUUUUCCAAAAGGUCAUAAACGUAAACAUCAAUUUGUGCAGCAUAUAUUAAUAACAAUUUGAUACUUGACAUUUCGUAAUUAAUAAAUGCGUAAAAACAAAUACAAGAUAUAAUAAAAACUUAAAAUUGUAUGCA